CCUGUGUGACCGCGAGAGUUGGUAGCCGGUAGCCGCUGCUGCUGCCUGUCAACAUCACACAGCCUCAGAAGACGCCUGUCUGUGUCCGCCAGGGAUUUUAUUUUUAACUGUUUGUCUCUGACAGAGCACUAACUGUCCUCCACCAUGCCCAUGUACCAGGUAAAGCCCAUCUGUGGGAGUCACAUAAAGACUGAUUUACCCACCUGCAUGUACAACUUACCAAAUGUCCACGCACAGCCAGGGAGCAUGUUCACCUCAGAACACGCGCUUCAGAAUGGCGAGGUGGACCCAGCAGUCAAAGCUCUGGAGGCCCGGCAGGAUGAGAUCAUGAGAAAACUGUACGAGCUGAAAGCAGCAGUGGACGGCCUGGCCAAGACAGUGACCACCCCAGAUGCCGAUCUGGACCUCACAGUCAGCAGCACCUUCUGCUCCCAAAGCCCCAGUUCGACGACCUUCAAAGGUGUCACAGACCUGGACACACUACUGGGCAAGGACCUCGGUGCUCUCCGUGACAUCGUCAUAAACGCCAACCCAGCACAGCCACCCCUGACCCUACUGGUGCUCCACAGCGUGCUGUGUCAGCGCUACCGCGUGCUCUCCACCGUCCACGUCCACUCCUCAGUUACCAAUGUGCCGCCACAGCUCCUGUCCUGCCUCGGCCCACGCCAUGCAGACAGCUAUGCCCGCCAGAUGUUCCAGCUGGGCUUCACUCUCAUAUGGAAAGAUGUCCCCAAACUGCAGAUGAAGUUUAGUGUCCAGAACAUGUGUCCAGUCGAGGGCGAGGCCAACGUGGCGCGAUUCCUCUUCAAGCUGCUGUCUCCCUACCCCAGCGACGCUGCUCCCGCCACACUGGUGGACAGCUGGGUGGACACAGCUUUCUUCCAGCUGGCAGAAGGGAGUGCCAAGGAGCGGGCUGCUGUCCUACGGGCCCUUAACUCCUCUCUGGGCCGCAACCCCUGGCUGGCCGGGCCGGAGUUCUCCCUGGCCGACAUUGCCUGCUAUUGCUGCGUGCUGCAAAGUGGCUCUGCCUCCUCUACUCCCACUAAUGUCCAGCGCUGGCUCAAGUCCUGUGAGAACCUGGGUCACUUCAGCCCUGCGAAGCUAUUUCUGCAGUGACUGGAGCUGGGACACCAGAAGGGUGUUUUGUCUGAGCAAAGUGAGAGAAGGGAAUUAGAAUAUUAAAAUAUCUGAGCCAUGUCAGGAAAAGCCUCUAAUGCUUCCCUCCUUAUUGUAAUAUAUCUCUGACAAAGACUCCGUAGAAGCAAUAUGGUUGAUGGUUAAAGUCAAUUUAAGAGUAUUUGUCUCCGCCAUGCUGCUUUUGUAUAACAAAGAGAUUCUAAGGCUAUUUUUACAAGGGAGGAAGCAUGAGAGGACUAAAGACAAGGGCUUAGUGAUUAAAUCAAAGGUACUGACAGAAUUAACACACACUGUACACCUUCCACCCACUUUGUGCCUAACAUGAUCCUGUUCUAAAUGUGUGUGGUGAUGGGUAUUACUAGGUGUUUUCUAAAGUAAUACUUUGCACCAUUUGUUUUUUUUGAAAUCAUUAAAACUAUCUCUUUGGAUCAAACUUUGAA
This is a messenger RNA of Cottoperca gobio, 1577 nucleotides long. RefSeq names its product aminoacyl tRNA synthetase complex interacting multifunctional protein 2 (gene aimp2). Lineage: Eukaryota; Metazoa; Chordata; Actinopteri; Perciformes; Bovichtidae. Gene Ontology annotation, cellular component: aminoacyl-tRNA synthetase multienzyme complex. The record is from RefSeq and is a predicted model, not a curated record.